GGAAACGUCGAUGACGUCACGUUGGUACACAAGAUGGCAGCAGCGACUCCUUGCGGAACGAAUCGCUGCGGCAAUGAACGAAAACAGCUGAGGAAAGAAUUGGAAAGGGGCCGCAAAAACCUCAUUGCAUACAUUGGUCUUGAAUGUGUCGUGGAGAGCCUCUUUGGCCUUGACUUUGUGAAGAAGAUAUCUCCCUUCAAAGAUGAAGAGGAGGAAGAGCAAAUCUGCGAGGAUUGGAAGGGAGAAGAGAAGUGUCUUCUGUGCCAGGCCAGACAACAGGCAGUGGAGGAUACCAUCGCACAGCACCAGGCCUACAUUGAUAAGCUAGAGUGUGGCUUGACCAACGGUCGAGCCGGCCGGCCAGAGCAUACGUCCCAUCAACAGAGGCUACUACGGGCCGAACAGUGGCUGGCUAAAUCAGUGAAUGAUAUCCAGACUCACGAGGUGGAGUACGGCUCCGACGGCGAGCAGAAUCAGCCCCUGGAUCUGAGCCGGCAGGGUUACCUGGAUAGAGAGGCUGCCAUCGCAGAUGGAGUGCUCGGCCCCUCAAACAAGCAGCACAUGCUCAAAGUCCCGUCGGUCACUGUUCAUCGGCCAUCCAAGAACAAAAUGGGUCGCCCCACCAAAGGGUACGGCUCGGCGUCCUACACCCAAGAUGACCUGAAGCUAGCACUUCAGGAGGUCCGGUCUGGCAAGGUUGGCACCCGACGUGCGGCCAUGUUGUUUGGCAUCCCUCGCUCAACCAUCCGCAACCAUCUCAACCGACAUAGCUUCCUCGUUGUAGAGGAAGACAACGACAUAUUGGAUGCUCAAGACGUGGCAGAGUUUGGCAUCCGGGGUAAGGGGGGCCUGGAUGAUGAGAUUGGUCCGGACGGGAAGUUGAUGCCCAACGGAAGACUCCUUAUCCAAGAUGAAGGGGAAGAUAUCGUUGCCCGGCUCCGCAGCUUUUUGGUCAGUCGCACCAUCCCCGUUAAGCACCUUGAUGAUGACCUGGAGAGUGGUGUCAGUCAGGAGAUACUUCAGGAUCUAGUGGCCUCCUACGUCAGGUUCAGUCUGGUUGCUGGUCUGGAUGUGGACCACUUACACCAGGAGAACAUCACCAAGACUAGACAACACGAAGACAGCGAGUCCAAGCUACCGCAGCACCUUUUAGAGGCACUCAUACAUUGUCAUCUCAGUGCUGAGCAGUCAUGUGCAAAGGUAAACGGCAGCUGCGACCCCAAAGCCUUGAAGACAUCCAUCAAGCAGCCACGCCAACAGGCUCUACCGGACCUAAAGAUCCCCCUGUACAAGCCCAUGAGCUCAUGCUCAGAUAACCAAGACUCAGACAGUGAUGAGAACAAGAAUGACAAGUUGGACAGUCAAGAUGGAGUGGACCUGCCAAGCUGGCAGCAAGGCUAUGGCCUGUCCUCUAGCAAGCCGUCCUCUCCACAGUCAUCUCAAAGAUCAGGCUGCUCUCAAGACGGGUCAGGGAAACGCCCAAAGCGGGGUCGUUACCGCUGUUACGAUCGUGACUGCCUAAUGCAAGCAGUCAACGCAGUCCAAAGAGGAGAGAUGACAGUCACCCGUGCCGGUAACGUCUUUGGCGUUCCACAUUCUACGCUAGAGUACAAGGUGAAAGAACGACACCUGAAACGUCUCGGCAAGCGGAUCGGCAGUCAGAAGAUCAAGACUGAGUAUGAUCCAGGGGAGCCAUCCAGCACGCAAGGCCUGUCUGCUAGUGUCUACCAACAGGAAACACAGCAGAUGCCUGCAAUCAGUGCUGUACACCGGCCAUUUGAGAGCUUCGCUGAGAGGUUGCGUGCAAUGAGUGAGAAGCAAGCCAUGCAUAAUAAUUUCAGUUUCCUCAAGCAGAGUCUUGCUGGGCCACAGCAGCAGCAGCAGCAGCAGCAGCAUCAGCAGCCAACGGCCUACCUAGCCCAGACCUUACUAGCCCCGGGUCUCGGUAUCAGCCCGGAGCUUACCGAUAAGUGCUACGUACUCGAUGGUCAGCAUGCUGCUGCUUUGGCUUCUCACUCCUUGGGUCUGUCCAAACAGUGGAUCGGCUGGCCGGUGCAUCCUGCCUUCAAGGCCGCCGCCUAUCCACACCUCAAGGACGGGCUGAAUGGAACACCAGCCGUCCUGUACGCUGCGCCUGAUCUGAUGGGCAUGCGGAAUUCCUCGGUGAGUGACGCCAUCAAUCGUCUCGUGGAAGCCCAGAUUUAUGACUCCCUCUACGGUGGGGAGCCUCAACCGCAAACCUCGAGAGGCGCAGGUAAGAGUGAGAGUAGGUCCAAUCAGUUAGAAUCCUGCAUAAGAGAGGCCUUGGAUGCGAGGCCCUCUACCUCUAGUGUCAAACAAGAGCCGGCAUCGCCUGAUGGGGUCCGAGGUUAUGGGUCAGGUGAAGGGUCAAAGAAGAGAUCUCAUCUGCCAGACAGUGAACCACCGCACAGUGCCAGUAAAAUAGCAAGGGCUGAUCAGGAUUAAUGGCAACUAAUUUACAUGUGUGGUAAAUUUUAUUGAGAAUAAGAUUUCAUAUCAUUUUGAGACUUCGGAAGAGUAAGUUAGGUCCGUUGCUCCAAGCCUCCAAGGGGGUUAAUAGGAAGAAUAUUUGUACAGUGGAACGCCGCUAUAAGAACUUCGCGGUAUCCACAGAAAGUGUUUGUAAUUUAGCAAUCGUUCGGUAUAGCACGUUCAAGGUGUCAGUACUCCGGUACUCACUUUUCAAUAAGUAGUGCCCAGAACUUCAACCUGCACACCCGCCGGCCCUGGUAGUUACAGCAAAACGACUUUGAACACGUGCCGACUAUCGAAUCAUGUAAUUACACAGUUUUUAAUUGAGCUUGAGUUUUUAAUAUUCCUUGUGGAAAUAAUAGCAACUUGUCACUCUUCUGUUGACUUUUUAACAACAAUAAUGUUUGGGUAGUUUUGUACACAAAAAUCGGAAUCCAAGGACGAUGUUUGGUAUAGCAGUGUUCGGUAUAGCGACGUUCCACUGUAUUAGUUUCUUUGACAAGUUUUUCUUUUUGCUUUUGAUCAUUGAGAGAGUCCCUGUGACAAUUACAGUCAGAUCGUGUGAGUAAAUCCUAAAUGCUGCAUCACAAUGUGUACGUGCUUCAAUGCCGUUGCUUAAUUCUGCAGAAAGUGCGAAACAUGCAUCAUACAUGAACAUGUGUUUUUGCGCCUGUACACAAUGUCAGUUACAGGAAGUUUGCCGUACAAAAAUGUACAUGUAUAUGUAGUAAUAUUAUGGUUACACCUGUAUAAGAUAUAUACAAUGUACAAUGUAUAGAGGAAUCUUAAUAGCUUGAACAGUUGGACUUGUACAUGGCACAAGCAAAUUGUACUUUCAUUUUGUCAACAUGUUAAAAUAGUCUCUCGGUAUUUAGCCAAGGUGCUGACGGCAAAUCUUUCAUGUUUUUAAGCAAGUGUAGUGUGCUACAAUCCUUAAAACUUAAAUAAGUUUAAGAUUAUGAACUUUCUCCAUUUUUCUCCUUUAUUUAAAAUUUUUAAUAAUGAAUUAUUAAAACAGAUACUGAAAAUUACACAUUUUGUAUUUCAAGUUGACUUUUAACACAUGUACAUGUCACAAAUACAUGUACGGAGUGUUUUUUUUCUUUUACAUUUUAAUACCAUUCGCCUUUUUUCCUAGGGGGUAUUUCUAGUUUCUUGUUUUCUCAUACUUUUAAACUUUCUUGUGUUUCUGUUUUAGUUAGAAUAUAUUAGUUAGUUUGUGAGAUUUGAUUUUAGGAGGGAAUUAGUAAUUACAUUACAUGUAUGGGUCAAAGAAAAGACAACUUUCAGACAACUAAAGCUCUUGCAACUCACAGAUGAAUUAAUUGUGUUCUGUUUUGUCUUGAAUUAGAAAAUAAGUGGCCCUCCAUUAGCACAGUACCCUGUAUGUACAUACCGUACCUCGCGUAAAAUCUUUUGAGAAAUUUGUCGGGCUCACAAAAAAAUAAAUCUUGCUUAACCUCCAAAAAGUUAAGUUCUUUUACAAUACACCAGCAAAACCAGGAUGACACAUGAUUGUGAAUGGACCAAUAAGAAUUGAGCUCUCGCUCAUGAAUAUGUAUGGAGGUAUAGUAACAAAGCCCAUACAUCAAUACAUGUACUGUACACGUAACCGUUCUACAGCUCGUUCUUCAGCUUUCAUCCGAGUACGGACCUAGGGCUGAGUUGUCUGAAGAGCUGCUCUUUUGUUAUGACCUAACUUUUCAAAACUUUAUUCAGGUGGAAAUUUACUUGUCUUGUGUUGACUGGAAUUAAUGUUUACCUCGUAAAAAAAAAAAUAAGUAUUGGUUUAAAAAGAAAUGUGUAAAAUAGUAAACUCUAUGCUUGCUUGCCUUAAGGGGGCAGUUAUAUUUAUUAUCUUUCAAUUUUGGUUUUUGUUUUUGUUUUAGCAAAGAAAUAGUCUAUAUGUUGGUAUGACUCACUAGUGCAAUAUUUACACGUAGACACCUGUCAAAAGAGUAUAUAGGUUUAGUAUAUUAUAUAUUUCACUUCUCUUCUGCAAUUCUUCAAUUUACAUUUUAUGGAAAGUGUAGGGUACGUGUACGUGCAGUAAAUGCAUAUUUUUUGAAUGUUUGUUUUGAUGAAUAAUUGCCGACUACUUUGAUAGGACAGUAGAGUGCAAUUUGCGAUAGUGUGCUAAUUAAUGUUCACCCGUAGAUUUGUGUUGAAAUUGAAACGCUGUAUGAGUAAAUACAUGUAAACACACAUUUUAAAAGUUUGGAUCGCGCACGUAUGUGUAUGCCACUGUAACAAUACUGUCCUGCACACACUGGAACGGCUAGGUUUUAUUCACAUUAGGGGGAUGUGCGUAAUACCAUGUCUGUAUGUCAUGCACAAGAAUACGUGGUCACGGGUACAUGUGGUUAAACACAAUUUUGAAAACAAAAAGGAAAAAUUGUGUCAUAAACAAGGAUAACUGUCAGAUAAAUGAUACCAGGAUACGUGUAUGUAGCUUAGUCCCGGCUGCAUGAAGAAAAACAUUGGGUGAAAUAUUGGCACUGGGAAAUAUCAAAUAAAUCAAACUGUCCAGAGUGUCGUUCAAUUACUUUCUCUUUUUGUGGGGGGGGGGGGGGGG
Patiria miniata (bat star) is the source of this 5068-nucleotide messenger RNA. RefSeq lists its product as uncharacterized. The transcript has 6 exons. Gene Ontology annotation, cellular component: nucleus. The record is from RefSeq and is a predicted model, not a curated record. Gene Ontology annotation, biological process: regulation of transcription by RNA polymerase II. Bases 34 to 2466 code for a protein of 810 amino acids. Lineage: Eukaryota; Metazoa; Echinodermata; Asteroidea; Valvatida; Asterinidae. Gene Ontology annotation, molecular function: DNA binding.